Molecule: messenger RNA, 7408 nt
Organism: Cottoperca gobio
Lineage: Eukaryota; Metazoa; Chordata; Actinopteri; Perciformes; Bovichtidae
Product: mucin-2-like
Exons: 54
Coding region: 1-7332 (2443 amino acids)
Molecular function (GO): protein binding
Source: RefSeq, a predicted model, not a curated record
AUGCCGCCACCUGCAGUGCGCAGAGUGAACGACAGAGCCAGCAGGUCUACCUGUGAAGAAGAUGGGAGGCAUGAUGGGAGGACGAUAAGUGUCAUCAAUGUCCAAGCCAGACAGGUUCACAACCAUGUUAGCAGCAUCUGCAGCACAUGGGGCAGAGAACACUUCAAGACGUUUGACGGAGAUGUGUUCCAGUUCCCUGGUAUGUGUGAGUACAACCUGGCCUCCGACUGCCACGAGUUCUACCAGGAGUUCUCCGUGCACAUGAAGAGGACAGUCAAAGAUGGAAACCCUACAGUCAGUCACGUGGUGGUCACCAUCAAUGACUUUUUGUUCUUCCUCAGCAAUGACAAGGUCACUGUGAAUGACAUCCCUGUGAAAUUGCCAUACUACAAUGCAGGGGUACAAGUGGAAAGAAAUGCUGUCAACAUCAAGCUCCAAUCUAAAGUCGGCCUCACAGUCAUGUGGAACGGUGACGAUGCAGUCAUGGUGGAACUGGAUACUGAUUAUGCAAAUCGUACUUGUGGACUUUGUGGAGACUUCAAUGGUGUUCCUGUCCACAAUGAGUUAAUUCAUAAUGGCCGCAAAAUCAGCCCCAUUGAGUUUGGCAACAAACAGAAAGUCCAUCGUCCAAAUGAUGUUUGUGAGGAUCCGAAUGAAGAAGAAGAAGAAGAGUCACUGGAGGCUGUGCUGGAAUCAUGCAAGGAGUUUCAAACCACCUGUACCCAGUUGCUGCGUUCAGAGCCUUGGAGCUCCUGCACCAACCUGAUUAACCCUGAACCUUACAUCCGGGCAUGUGUGCAGGACAUGUGUGGCUGUGCCAACAAUACAAAUCACUUCUGUGUCUGCAGCACGCUGUCUGAGUUCUCUCGACAGUGUUCCCAUGCAGGAGGGCAGCCUCCCAACUGGAGGACACCUCAGUUCUGUGCUAAAAAGUGCCCCUUCAACAUGGUUUAUGAGGAGAGCGGUUCCCCUUGCAUGGACACAUGCACACUUCUAGACACAAGUUCUCUGUGUGAGGAUCACAAGAUUGACGGCUGCUACUGUCCUCCUGGAACUGUGUUUGAUGAUAUUUCCAUGAGAGGGUGUGUUGCUCAAUCUGAAUGUCAGUGCAAACACAACAAAAUCUUUAACUCCGGUGAGGUUUACCGACAGGACACAAAGGAAUGUACAUGUGUUGAGGGUAGAUGGGCUUGUACGAGCCUUCAAACCCCCUCUACCUGUGCACUUGAGGAGGGUUCACAUCUGACUACCUUUGAUGGGAAAACCUACACCUUCCAUGGAGACUGUUACUACACCCUAGCCAAAGAUCAUGCAAGUCCAAAGUUUACCAUCCUGGUUCAGUUGGUGCCGUGUGCAAAUCAGGAGUUUGACACUUGUCUGAAGAGCGUUAAAAUCCUGCUGAACAAUGACAGAAACAAUGUUUUAAUGUUCACUUCCGAUGGCACAGUAAAGCAGAACAUGCAGCCCAUCAGUUUACCAUACCACUCAGGUGACGUUAACAUAUUCCACGCCUCAUCCUUUCACAUCAUGCUCCAGACCAGCUUUGGGUUGCAAAUUCAGAUCCAGCAUGUGCCCGUCAUGCAAGUCUACGUCAGCCUUGAACAAAGCUACAGAGCAAAGACACGUGGUUUGUGCGGGAACUACAACAUGGUCCUGUCUGAUGACAUGAAGACUCCUCAGGGGAUUGUGGAAGGAACAUCAGCAACUUUUAGUAACUCCUGGAAGGCUAACUACAUGUGCAGAGACAGAGAGGAAAGACUUGAGGACCCUUGCUCUCUCAGUGUGGAAAAUGAGAGGUACGCUAAACACUGGUGUGCCUUGCUGCUGAGUCCAGACAGCAGCUUUGCACAGUGCCGUUCAGUGGUGGAUCCUGAGAUGUACUACAAGCGGUGUACUUAUGCUAGCUGCAACUGUGAGAAGAGUGAGGACUGCCUGUGUGCCGUCUUCUCCUCCUACGCUCGGGCCUGUGCAUCAAAGGGAGUGUUCUUGACAGACUGGAGAGAGAAUGUGUGCGAUAAAUACACAAGGAGCUGCCCGUCCUCUCAGAUCUUCUCUUACAAGCAUCAGAGAUGCCAGUUGACUUGCAGGUCACUGGGCACAAUGCAGCAAAGUUGCACUUCUGACUUCUUGCCUGUGGAUGGCUGCUCCUGCUCCGAGGGUCUCUACCUAAAUGAAAACGGCAUCUGUGUCCCCAUGGAAAAAUGUCCCUGCUACCAUAACGAAGUCUACAUUAAGUCAGGAAAGUCCAUCAACAUCAAAGACGAGCACUGUGUGUGUACCAAUGGAAUUCUUCAUUGCCAUUCUUGGAGAGCCCGCUCAUCAACAUGCUCUGGUCCAAAACAGUUCUUCAACUGCUCCGCUGCGGCCACAGGAGAGAUGGGACUGCACUGUGCUCGAACUUGUUUAAAUCUGAACAGCGAUGAUUGUGCCUCCACAGAGUGUGAAUCUGGCUGCCGGUGUCCAGCUGGCCUCCUUGAAGAUGGUAAAGGUUCCUGUGUGAAAGAAAAGGAAUGUCCAUGUAAACACGAUGGGCGUACUUAUGCCCCUGGAUCACAAAUCUCUGAGCAGUGCAACUUAUGUACCUGCCAAAGUGGAAGCUGGGAGUGCACUGAGAAGAAAUGUCCAAAAACUUGCACUAUUUAUGGGAGUGGUCACUACAAUACAUUUGAUCAGCGAACAUAUGGGUUUCAAGGACAUUGUGCCUAUGUUGCUGUGAAGAACAAAUGUGGCAAUAAAACAGUGCUGCACAACUUUGGAGUCAUCACAGAAAAUGUACCAUGUGGAUCUACAGGCACCACUUGCUCCAAAACUAUCAGAAUCCAACUGGGGCGAAAAGAAAUUAAACUAUCAAAGGGUAAAUAUGAAGUGUCGAGCCUGGAACUGGGUGCUGAGAUUCAGUACACAAUAAGGAAGGUUGGCUUGUAUCUGGUGAUAGAGUCUGCCAUUGGUCUGUCAGUGUUGUGGGAUGGCAAAACAACUGUUCGCAUCAUCCUGGAACCACAGCACAGCGGUGAGCUAUGUGGCCUGUGUGGAGAUUUUGAUGGUGAUGGACAGAACGACUUCACCACCCAGGGUCAGCUGGUAGUAAGCAAUCCGAUAGAAUUUGCUAACAGUUGGAAAGUGUCAAACCAGUGCCCAGAUGUGGAUGUGAAAGCUGACCCUUGUGGAGCAAGACCCAAUCGACAUCCCUGGUCAAAAAUGAUGUGCAGCAUUAUAACUGGAAAUACGUUCAAAGAAUGCCACACAAAGGUAGAUCCCCUUCCAUUUUAUGACAACUGUGUGAAAGACUCAUGUGCCUGCGACUCUGGAGGAGACUGUGAAUGUUUCUGCUCAGCAGUUGCAGCUUAUGCUCAAGCUUGUAAUGAUGCCUCUGUCUGUGUUGCAUGGAGAACUCCAGAAAUCUGUCCUGUCUUUUGUGAUUACUACAACAAACCAGGUGAAUGCAAAUGGCACUACAACCCUUGCCACAAACCUUGCUACAAGACCUGCUUGAGUCCAAAUGAAACGUGUAGCAAACCUUUACCCAACCUGGAAGGCUGUUACCCUGUAUGCCCAGAAGAUAAGCCCAUAUUUGAUGAGGAUACCGGGAUGUGUGUGGAGGAAUGUCAAGGUUGCUUUUUCAACAACACUAGAUACGAGGAAAAUGACGUUAUUUUCAAUACACCAUCUACAACAACACCAACUGAACCUACAACAACAACAACAACUGAAGAACCAACCACAACCCCACCAACUGAACCUCCAACAACAACAACUGAAGAGCCAACCACAACCACACAAUCUACAACCCCAGCAACUCAAUCUACUACACCGUGUAUUCCAACUUGUGAGUGGUCAGAGUGGUAUGAUAUCAGAGUAUGUUGUGAGAUAUGUACACCUGUAAACUCAUCAACUACACCUCCCGCUACAACCCCACCAACUAAACCUACUAUAACAACAACAACAACAACAACAACAACUAAAGAGCCAACCGAAACUACACAAUCUACAACCACACCAACUGAACCUCCUACAACAACAACUAAGGAGCCAACCACAACUACACAAUCUACAACCACACCAACUGUACCUACUACAACAACAACUAAAGAGCCAACCACAACUACACAAUCUACAACCACACCAACUGAACCUCCUACAACAACACCAACUAAAGAGCCAACCACAACUACACCAUCUACAACCACACCAACUGUACCUACUGCCACAACAACUAAAGAAACUAUUGGCACAACUACACUUGGAACAACACCAACUGAACCUACAACAACAACAACAGAAGAACCAACCACAACCCCACCAACUGAACCUCCUACAACAACAACUAAAGAGCCAACCAGUGAACCAACCACAAUCCCACCAACUGAACCUCCUACAACAACAACAACAACAACAACUAAAGAGCCAACCACAACAACCCCACCAACUGAACCAACUACAACAACAACUGAAGAGCCAACCACAACUACACAAUCUACAACAGAACCUCCUACAACAACAACAACAACAACAACAACAACUGAAGAACCAACCACAACCCCACCAACUGAACCUCCUACCACAACAACUAAAGAGCGAACCACAACUAUUGCCACAACUACACCUGAAGAGCCAACCACAACUACACAAUCUACAACAACAACUGAAGAACCAACCACAACCCCACCAACUGAACCUCCUACAAAACCAACCACAACCCCACCAACAACUGAAGAGCCAACCACAACUACACAAUCUACAACAACAACUGAAGAGCCCACCAUAACUACACAAGCUACAACCCCAGCAACUGGAACUACUACUGAAACAUUGGUCACUGGUCCCACAUUAGCACCAUCAGUGCCUUCAACAACUGAGCUGGUUGUUCCUACAACUACAGAAUGCAUCUGUGUCUUUAAUGGCACACAUUAUAGGCCAGGGGCUGUAAUAUUCGACAUGCAACAUAUUGGAGCCGGUAUGUGUCUCACAAUGAUAUGUUCUAAUAUUUGUGAGUUUCAAAACACAUCUGUACUUUGCUCGACCACGACCGUGCCUACAGUCACACCCCCACCUCCUAUACCUACCUGCCCUGAGUGGAAUGUGACCCAAAAUGAGACCUUCUUCAUAUGCAACUGCACUAUGGCUAAAUGCAUUGAGAACAAUACAAUUGAAAUUGUUUCAUAUAACUGUCCACCCCUGGAGAAUAUCACUUGUUCCAAUGGAAAGGAACCAGUUAUUGUAACUGAUGACGUCACCUGCUGCAGGCAUUACGUUUGUGACUGUGUAUGUGAAGGCUGGGGAGAUCCUCAUUACAUCACAUUUGAUGGGUUAUUCUACAGUUAUCAAGGAAACUGUACUUAUGUCUUGAUGGAAGAGAAAGUACCAAAUCAUAAAUUGAACAUUUAUAUUGACAAUGUCUUAUGUGAUCCCACUGAAGAUGUUUCUUGUCCGCGAUCAAUAAUUAUAUCAUACAAAUCCAAAGUUGUCACACUCAUAAAUCAUAACCUUCUUGGAGAAGCGCAGUUGGAGGCUGUGAUAAAUGGAGCACGUCUGAAACUACCUUAUUCACAACAUGGUAUUAAGAUCGUGGAGACUGGCAUUAACUUGAUAUUGGAGAUCCGUCUCCUAGAGGUGGUCAUUACAUUUGGAAUAACUGGCUUUAGUGUCACCCUUCCAUAUAAAAAAUUUGGUAGUAACACACAGGGCCAUUGUGGGACAUGCAAUAACAACCAGGCUGAUGACUGCAUGUUGCCUGGAGGUCAGCUGGUGCCAAAUUGUGCCGUGAUGGCCGACCAUUGGCUUGCAAAACACAUUUACCAACCCAACUGCAAUAUACCAUCUGUAGUGCCCACAAAUAAACCUGAACCUCCACCAACUUCAACUCCAUGCAAGCCAGACUCCAUAUGUCACCUGCUUAAGAGCAGACUCUUUGCAGCGUGCCAUCCGUUUGUCUCUCCUGAAAACUUCUACCAAGGUUGUGUUUAUGAUAGCUGCCAUGUUUCCAACCCAGUAGUGGAGUGCACAAGUUUGCAGACUUAUGCUGCUGCCUGUGCUCAGGCUGGGGUUUGUCUGCACUGGAGGAACCACACCACCCUGUGUGCAAGCAACUGCCCGUCAAACAAAGUUUACAAGCCAUGUGGUCCUGCAGAACAGCCAACCUGUGAAGACAAGUCUAAUGAACCAACCAUGAACUACACUACUGAGGGCUGCUUUUGUCCUGAUGGAAUGAAACUCUUCAACAAAGACUCUGCCAUAUGUGUUGAAAAGUGUGGAUGUCUUGAUCCUGAGGGCAAUCCUCGUGAGUUUAAUGAGAAGUUUGAGUACAAAUGCCAAAACUGCAUCUGUGAUGAGUCCACCAAGACUGUGAUUUGCAAGCCUAAAGUGUGCUCAACACCACCUGUAACAAACUGCACUGGUCCAGGGCUGGUCCUCGUCAGCCAAACUGAUCCGUCAGACAGCUGCUGUUCUAUCUUUGUUUGCCAAUGUCACAUCAACACUUGCCCAGCCAUAGACAUGAACUGUCCGGUAGGAUAUUUGCCAGUUGUCGGUGUUCCUGAAGGAAAAUGUUGUCCAAAGCGUAAAUGUGAGGCUAAAAGGGUUUGUGUCUACAAAGGCUCUGAAUACCAGCAUGGCUCUGCAGUUCCUGCGCCUCCAUGUCAGGAAUGUGUCUGUAUCAAUGAGGUGGACCCCUUUUCUGGUCUCUUGAAGAUACAAUGUGAAUUUCAGAAAUGUGAUAAAAACUGUGACUUGGGAUAUAAAUUUGUGGAAGCUAAUUCAGAUGAAUGCUGUGGGAAAUGUGUACAGACACACUGUGUCGUCCAUCUUAAUGAUACCAAGGAGCUCUUGCAGCCAGGAGAUACCUGGUCACCACCUGAGAAUAAGUGUCAAUAUUACACCUGUAUUAAUGUCGCUGACACUUUAACAACGUUCAGUUCACAAAUUGUGUGCCCGCCAUUCCAGCAGAACAACUGCCAACCUGGAACAGUUCAGACUGCAGCAAAUGGCUGUUGUACACUUUGUGUGGAGAGGGAGAAGGCCUGCAAGACAGUAGCCAUGAAAACACUUGUUUCACACAAGGGCUGUCAGGCUUACCAGGAGGUAGAUAUGCCAUAUUGUGAAGGAUCCUGCAACACUUUCACCAUGUACUCUAAAGAAGCAGCCGCUAUGCAGCAUUCCUGCUCCUGCUGUAGGGAGACCCGCUCCAGCAAUCGCACUGUUGACUUGCACUGCCUGAACGGAGAUGUGGUUCCCUACUCAUACAUUCAUGUGGAAGAGUGUGGCUGUGGCCACACAGAGUGCACCAGACCUGCUUCACAACAUGCUCGCAGGAGGCGAAGCUUCACACUGGUGUAAUAAAAACAUCUGUCAUCACAUUAAUGGAUGUGGGAUGUAAAAGUUUCUUCCCAUAUUGUCUUAACAAUCAUUUAAU